Saccostrea echinata is the source of this 1096-nucleotide messenger RNA. Its product is annotated as C-type lectin domain family 4 member M-like. Lineage: Eukaryota; Metazoa; Mollusca; Bivalvia; Ostreida; Ostreidae. The transcript has 4 exons. The record is from RefSeq and is a predicted model, not a curated record. Gene Ontology annotation, cellular component: external side of plasma membrane. Bases 82 to 984 code for a protein of 300 amino acids. Gene Ontology annotation, molecular function: carbohydrate binding.
GUGAGGACAUUGCAGUUUGUAUAUAUUUUGCUUUCUCUUGUCGAAACAUUUGCGCACUUGAAUUUAGCUGAAAAUGGCACAAUGGAGAACGUAGAAGUAUUGCCCAGUACAACGUCUGACAAAGCAUCAAGCGCUCUUAGGGAUAUUUUGAACCAAGAAACAUUAGUGCGUUUUUCAAUGGUACAAAAAAUUCAAAGCUUAGUGAUGGAUGCAUUAGAUAGAAAAAACAGUACCCAAACCAUGAAGACAAGACUACGUGACUUAGUAAAAGAAGUCCGUUUAUUAGAGGAAAUGGAAAAGAGAACGAAAGACGACAACUUGAAACUUAACCAGAAACUAAUGUCUAUUCAAGCAGCAGUGAGUGAAAGAGAAAAAGUAGACAUGUUUCAAACUGUGGAUGUACUUUCUUUAAAAAAUGAAACCAAUGAUUUACAUCAGAAGUACAAUCAAAUGAACAAAACAAUAAAGGAGCUGGAGGGCAGCUUAGCGAUGUUGUCGAAUUUAUUUAAUGAAGAAUUACAGAAUAUCCGUGAGGAUCAAAAUGCAUCAAAAAUGGCACUGCUAAAUAUUUCCUCGCAAGGUUCAUCAGUUUGUGAGACUGGAUGGAUUCCAUUUGGUGACCAUUGCUACUAUUUUUCGAAGACAACAACAACGUUUAAGGAUGCUGUUGCAGGUUGCUAUGGAAUGAGUUCAGCAUUAGUAGAACCAAAUGCAAUUGCCGAGGAAAAAUGGAUGCUUCUUCAAGGUGUAAUUAUAGGCAUUAAAAACAUAUGGAUAGGUGUUACAGAUUUGCUUCAGAACCACAAUUUUGUCUAUAUUUCUAACGGCAUCAAUGUUCAGGAAACUUACAACCACUGGGAUAAGGGACAGCCAGACUCAGGGAACACAGAACACUGUGUUGCUCUCGCUGCCAUAUACAGAGGGUGGCAUGAUUAUUCUUGUGGCUUGAAGUUUCAUUUUGUAUGCACGAAACCAAAGGUUUAGUUACGACCUUUUUUAUCAACUUCAUCUAGAUUUUAAUUUGCUGAAAGAAAGAGAAGAAACAAAUUUUCAACCUUUAUAUGUUGUUACUUUUACACCCAGAACUGAUCGUAAU